AUGGUACCGCUUGCAACUUCGACACCAGGUUUCAAAUUAGGAGAGAGCACUCUAAAGCCAUCUGGGUCGUUAUUUGGCAAUCAGCCUACAAGUACAGCCACGGUAACAACGACACAACCAUCUGUCACAAAGCAAUCGGAUACAAAUGCUUCGGCAGCUAAACCGUUGUUUGCUGGAUUGUCAUCGGCCCCGACUAGUGCUGCCAACCAAACAAAGCCUUUAUUUGGCUCUUUGGGUGCUAAUGCGGCUCAAGGCACAGAAAAGAAGGAGGAGAAGAAGCCGUCAACCUUGUUUGGUACCUUAGGAACAGCAGCGGCUAAUGAAUCCGAAAAGAAAGAAGAAAAGAAGUCGUCUCUGUUUGGAGGCAUAGGUACUAGCGCUACAGUGAGCAGUACGACUGAUAAAAAGGAUGACAAACUGACAACACCUGCAGGUCAGGGUGGUUCCGCUUCUACUGCAUUUGGCGCUAUUGAAAAUAAGGAGACUAAACCAUCCUCUCUGUUUGGUGGUACACCGUCAGCCCAGCAGACAACUCCCAAAUCAAUCUUUGGUGGCGAGAACCUAUCAAAACCACUUUCUUUUGCUUCUACACAACCAGCUAAGAUCACCGAAACUGCAAGGAAGGAAGAAUCAAAAGAUGAACAAAGCACUAGCAUAACCACGGAACCAAAGCAGCCAGAAGUAAAAACUGAUGGUGGUGAGUCAUUCAUUGCAGUUGCAGAUUCCGUUUGAAA
This is a messenger RNA of Cylicostephanus goldi, 734 nucleotides long. The record is from the annotation of a GenBank genome assembly. Lineage: Eukaryota; Metazoa; Nematoda; Chromadorea; Rhabditida; Strongylidae.